UAGAACAAUGAACAGCCAAUUUCACUGGAAAGGAGGUUCUAUAUUAUCAGUCACGGCCAAUCAGAAUCAAGUACUCACCCAGAUUCAUGUUGAUACAAACAUGCAGCUUAGUGCAGCUUUAAUAAAGCGUUUAAUGAAAUGUGACUUUAUGAAGCAGUUUAUCGUAAAGCACUUGUGUCUUGCGUAUUAAAUUCAACAUAUGACAUCUUUGUCUCACACUAAAAUAAAUAGAUAUAUUUUCACAUAUAAAAUAAUCAACAGACACAUGGUUUUCACACACUCGUAACAAAUUGUGUGAUUGUGCUUAAAAAAGAAGAGAAGAAACACAGAUCCAAAACAUAAAAUUGUCUGCCACCUAAACAUAUAAACACAUUUGCUGUGAAAACACAACAUCUUUCCUUGAAGGCUCGAGAUUGCAGGAGGCUUCCAACUGCUCUCCAUCCUCCGCCUCUAAUUGGUCCAAAACGCCCCACAGACUGAGCGCGGCCAACAUGAGUCUCAUUUCGCUGCAUCCGACGGAGCGGCUCGGUCUUCCCGCCGCGCGCCGCCGCCGCCGCCUCCCCGAGCAACGCAUCAUCCGCGCGGUGCCGCCGAGACAAUCGGUCAUGUUUCACCGCUCGGUAAAUGUCCAGGGUGAGGUGAGUGCCGCAGGCGUUGCCUGACACCCGCGCGAGGCGUGCGCCCAAUUUCCCAUUUUCUGCCGCUCGCGUGAGAUGCUCUCCAUUUGUCAUGGCGCGAGGUCUGCUUCCAUGGGCGCUCUGCAGAAAGCCGCUGAACAUCCAGGCCAAAUUCUCCUACCUGCAUAUGAAGUACCUGUUCUUUUCAUGGCUGGCGGUGUUCGUGGGCAGCUGGAUCGUGUACGUCGAGUACUCGUCCUACACGGAGCUGUGUCGCGGGCACGACUGCACAAAUUCAAUAUGUGAUAAAUACAGGAAAGGAGUCAUCGACGGCUCGGCCUGCAGUAGCCUUUGUGAGAAAGGCACCCUGUACCUGGGGAAGUGCUUCACCGCCAAGCCCAAAAGCCAGGUGUACUCUGGGAGCUGGGGAGACCUGGAGGGAGUCAUUAAGUGCCAGAUGGAGGAGGCUCCUCGUUACGAUUUGGGGAGUGAGAUGGAGCCGAGGAAGGCGUCUGCGGCCUUCGACAAGCCCACCAAGGGGACGUCUGUGGAAAAGUUCAGAGAGAUGAUCCUCAACCACCUAAAGGCUAAAGUGGGGGAUCAGGCCAACCUCGCCGACCUGGCGACCCAAGUCUUGUCCAUAACCGACGCCAACAAAGACGGUCACAUCUCGCUGCCCGAGGCUCACUCCACGUGGGCUCUGCUGCAGCUCAACGAGUUCCUGUUGGCGCUGGUCCUGCAGGACAGAGAUCACACGCCCAAGCUCCUGGGCUUCUGCGGAGACCUGUACGUGAUGGAGAAGGUGCCGCACUCCCCCCUGUACGGCGUCAGCCUGCCCUGGGUGGUCGAGGUGUGGAUGCCGGCGGGCCUGCGCCACAGCGUGGACCAGUGGUUCACCCCCUCCUGGCCGCACAAGGCCAAGAUCUCCAUCGGACUCCUGGAGCUGGUGGAGGACGUGUUCCACGGCACUUUCGGCAGUUUCCUCAUGUGCGACGUGAGCGCCGCCAGCUUCGGCUACAACGACCGGCACGACCUCAAGGUGAUGGACGCGCGGUACAUCGUCCCCGAGGCCAUCUUCCAGGAAGACAUCAGGCAGCAGCGCUGCGAGGCGGACGAGGACUGCGUGUACGGCGCGGACUGCCUCACUUCCUGCGACCUCACCAAGCACCGCUGCACGCCCGAGGUCACCAGGCCCAACCUGGCCAAGGCCUGCGAGACCCUCAAGGACUACGUCCUGAGAGGGGCCCCGUCGGACGUCCGGGAGGAGCUCGAGAAGCAGCUGUACGCCUGCGUCGCACUGAAGGGGUCGGUGGAACAGAUGGAAAUUGAGCACUCGUUGAUUCUGAACAAUCUGAAGACUUUACUGUGGAAGAAAAUCUCCCACACCAAAGACUCCAAAUAAAAAAAUAGACAAGGGGUCCAGGGACAGAUGCUUUUGUUUUUAAAAUAAAAUGUUUGACCGUUUUCCCACUGAGGAAAACAGAAGUAUGCGAUUCCCGUUUGUAACUGACGUUUUAUCCUAAAAGCGCUGGUCGAUGUAAACUUUCAUAUUAUAGCACAAGUUGACUUUAAUAUACUCGAGCAAAAUGAGCACGUGCAAUUUUUCGGAAACCGUGACAGUAUCAAUAAAUUUGACUCAUCAACUUUG
Messenger RNA from Pseudoliparis swirei, 2265 nucleotides. Its product is annotated as divergent protein kinase domain 1A-like. The record is from RefSeq and is a predicted model, not a curated record. Lineage: Eukaryota; Metazoa; Chordata; Actinopteri; Perciformes; Liparidae. The coding region runs from base 730 to 2019 and encodes 429 amino acids. The transcript is spliced from 5 exons.